AUGACCGUGGAGAGAGUCUUCGACGAGCUCGGACAUUUCAAAAGAUUUCAGGCAUGUCUGUAUUUUGCUGCCAUCUUCCAGGCCACUGCGUGUGGAAUCCACUACCUGGCCUCCGUCUUCCUGGUCGAGACCCCAAACUUCGUGUGCGGGGUGCCCGGCAACGUCACCGAUGUCCUGUACGGUAACAUCACAGGAUCUCGUUUAGAGGAAAUCCUGCCGCUCAUCGGGUUAGGGAGUGGACCCCUGGUGGUGAGGACAGCUGAGGGGGAGCAGUGGGAACUGAGCCGGUGCCGCUGCGCCCUGCGGACCGACCCAAAAGACUUCACCUAUGAGUUCAGCGGCAACAAAACAGUGAUGGAAUGCAGCGGGAACUUUGUUUACGACCACACCGAGAUCCACCAAAGCAUCGUGACGGACUGGGACUUGGUGUGUGACGGAGAGUGGUUGGCCAAGCUGUGCCAGCCCACGUUCAUGCUGGGGGUGCUGAUCGGAGCGCUGGUGUUCGGGGACAGUGCUGACAGGGUUGGUCGUGUGAAGAUUCUGAUGUUUACAAGCCUCUGUCAGUUUGGACUUGGGGUGUUGGUAGCGUUCUCUUAUAGCUACUAUUUUUUCUUGGCGCUUCGCUUUCUGCUUGCCAUGGUAUCCAGCGGCUACCUGGUGGUGGUGUUUGUAUACGUUACAGAGUUCACCGGCAGCAAAGUACGCACUUGGACCUCCAUGCACGUCCAUGCAGCCUUUGCAGUCGGCAUCAUGGUGGUGGCUCUGACUGGUUACCUGGUCCGGGUCUGGUGGCUCUACCAGAUCAUCCUCUCCAUUUGCACUUCACCCUUCCUCCUCUUCUGCUGGAAGUUCCCUGAGACGCCUUUUUAUUUGAUGGCCAAAGGCCGCUACAAGGAGACUCAGACCCUGUUGGACACCAUCGCUCGCUGCAACGGCCUCGAGUGCAGGCUGCAGGCGGAGGAGCUGCUGCAGCCGGAGAGGAAGGAGAAUGGAGAAGCUCUGCUGAAGCAGGAUGUAGAAGAGAAGCCGACACAGCCUGAAAAGAAGCUGUCCAUCCUGGAUCUGUUUGGCAGCUGGAGGAUGACGAGUCGAACUUGCACAGUUUGGGCAAUCUGGUUCAUCGGCAGCUUGGGCUACUAUGUAUUCUCUUUAGGCUCCGUCAACCUGGGAGGAAACCAGUACGUCAACCUCUUCUUGGCUGGUGCAGUGGAGAUUCCCGCAUAUCUGGUUGGCUGUUUUGCUAUGGACCGGAUUGGAAGGAAGAUGACGUGCGCCCCAGCGCUGCUCUUGGCCGGAGUCUCGUGCAUGCUCAUCAUAGUGGUGCCGGCUGACAUCCAGGCUCUGGCUGUCACGCUCAGCAUGAUUGGAAAGUUUGCUGUUGCAAUCGCCUUUGGUCUGAUCUACCUGUACACCUGUGAGCUUUACCCAACCAUCAUCAGAUCUCUGGCAGUGGGCAGUGGCAGUAUGAUGUGUCGUGUCGGCAGUGUGGUAGCUCCUUUCUGUGUGUGCCUGGCUGAUGUAUGGACCUACCUACCUCAGCUCAUUGUAGGAAUCCUGGCAUUCAUCAUUGGAGUGCUGACUUUGCUGCUGCCCGAGACGCUGGGUGAACCCUUAACGACCACCCUGGAGGAGGCUGAGUCUCUCGGACGUGAUCCCAGGAAGAAGAACUCGAACCCGAACGACAAAGACGCAGAGGAAGGGAUGGAGCUGAAUCAAAACGAAGCAAAGGCCUGAGCUUGCGCUGUGGGGGGAAAUAAAAUCACAGCUGGAGGAACAGAACGGACAAAUGAGGGUUGAUGCAGCAGUUUUCAGGAUUUUGAACUGUUGGAAGAAA
Molecule: messenger RNA, 1834 nt
Organism: Nematolebias whitei (Rio pearlfish)
Lineage: Eukaryota; Metazoa; Chordata; Actinopteri; Cyprinodontiformes; Rivulidae
Gene: slc22a16
Product: solute carrier family 22 member 16
Exons: 8
Coding region: 1-1734 (577 amino acids)
Biological process (GO): transmembrane transport
Cellular component (GO): membrane
Source: RefSeq, a predicted model, not a curated record